AAAAGAGAUGGAAAAGUAUGAGAAUAAGAAAAGAAAGAGGAAAGAAGGAGACGUUAGUCGGCCGAGAGGAGUUUUUGUUUGUCUCUGUCUGCACCUGUCCGUCGUUAGACGUGAAGUUGCAGUCUAGGUCCGCGCAAAGGCGCUCCAAGGAAGGGGUUAUGGUCAAUAAACGCGACCACGUCACACGAACAACCAGCCUAUCGGAUACCCCCUACUUUACCCCUUAAACUUGCUUCAGCGAACGAAAAUCUUACAUGUCGGCCGAUAUGAAAAGCGUUGUGCGUUUGUCUGCCGAAUAACUCGAGAAAUAACGGUUCUCACGUGAAACAGCUGAUCGUUCCGAUAACUUCGUACAACUAAGAUUCCACGGAACGAAAACAGACUUCUGUCAAAGUGGUCGGGGAGGAUAAGGAGUCCCCGAAGAUUGUGCCUUUUCGUAGUCGGAAGGUAUAGGAAAAGAUUUGUGAACAACUAUUUUUUGAAACUGAUUUAAGAUGAGCGUCCCUGAAGAAAGCAGCUCUUGCCUCGUGUUAUGCCAAAGGUCAAGAAAAAAUCAUAUCUGCAGAAGGUGAAGGAAAUGCGAGAUUACAGAAGACAAAAACUAAUGUCUGAAACGGCGGAAGAACGUGCACUUAGACUUUACACGUCUGCGGAGAGGAUGAAAAACGUGAGGGCUAAAGAGACGGAAGAACAAGCAGCCCUCAGAAGAAUGCAAGAAGCUCAGAGGAUGGCGAGGCACCGAGCCAAGAAGAAGCGUUGCCUGGACGAGAAUUUGGCACGCGAGAUAUCAAAAAUAGCAGAACUCUCAAAAAAGCCGGACGCUGCGACGUUUGCACAAAUGAGUGAAAUGAACAUGAACAAAAUAUCGGCAGAGCUGAAGCAGAUGAUGGAGCGAGGCAAGGUGCCGGAGCACAUUGUACAAAUGGCCCAACUCGCAGAGUUCAGUAAAAUGACAGAGUUCAAUAAAAUGAGUCAGGACAUGGCGAAGAGAUACGAGAUGGAAAAGAUGGCGGAAUACGCCAAGAACACAGAGUACAUGAAGAUGCAAGAAAUCGCAAAAAUGUCGGAGAUCGCGAAGAUGAACGAGAUGGUGAAAUUGUCAGAAAUGGCCAAAUACAACGAUAUGAAUAAAAUGAACGAAAUUGCCAAAAUGAAUGAAAUGAUGAAAAUGUCACAAAUGGUUAAAAUGAACGAAGUUCAGCGUAUGAACGAGAUCGCUAAACUCAACGAAAUGGUCAAAAUGUCAGAGAUGGCCAAGUACAACAGUGACAUUGCUCAGAUCAACGAGAUGGCCAAGGAAAUAGUUAAAAUGAAUGAGAAAACAAAAAUGAACGAAAUGAUAAAAAUGGCCAAUAUGCAAAACGACAUUACAAAAAUGCCGGAAUAUUCGAAAAUGGCGGAAAUGGCGAAACUCACAGAACUCGCCAAGCUCAAUGAAAUCACCAUCACGAAGCUCAACGACCCACCGCCUCCACCCCCGCCGCCGCCCGCUCCGAAACAACAGCAGGAAAUCCAGAGAAUCCCCGAACCAGUUAUCACCGUGCCAAACCCGAGAAAUUUACAGAAUGUACAAACCGUACAAGCCGCUCAAGCGAGCCCCUCGAGUACCAUCAACUUUCCGUCUGUGCCUGGCCAAGGCAAAUACGCUCAGUUGCUCGUUAUCAUCGAGGAACUUGGACGCGACAUUCGUCUUUCAUACGCCGGUAGUCGCAGCGCUGCCGAACGUCUCAAAAUGGGAAUUCAACACGCAAGGAUUCUCGUUCGCGAGUGUCUUCUCGAGACCGAGCACAAUGCUCGACAAUGAUCUGUCGAUACUAUUUAGCUAUUUAGAUUAUUAUUACUAUUAUUAAUUCGUAGCCCAUUUUUCUUUCACGAUAACACGAUCCAGGGUACAGUGAAACUGAAGAAAGCAGCACGGUGCUGAAUUUCGCAUCGUUGGAACACACUGAAAUGCCUUUUUUCUCUAGUGCCUCCGAUUUUUUUGCAGCUUUGAGCUACAAAAGUGGGUUCCUAUUAGAUGGAUGAGAAUCUGCAAAAAAUAAGUAUUUGCACCAUUUGAAAGAGAAAUUUGUAAAAACUCAUUUUCUUUGAGAUUCAACGAUGCGAUUUUCAAUCCUGUCGUAAAAUUAUUUGACGGCGCUAUAUUUUCUUAAAAAAACAACGUUAAAGUGUCAUCAUUUUUUCACCACGAGUAAUGAGACCUUAAAAGCUGUAUUUUCGCUCUUUUUUUUGCUUGUCGUUUCAUACAGGCGGAGAUAAAUCAUUGUGAAGAGUUGCCAGGUAUACAUUGCCGUACUUAUUUUCAAAUAGAGAAACAGAAUACGGAUAUUUACUUGAAAGGUUGCGAAUUUUGGAGCGAUUAAGUUUGAGACAAAUUUUGACUUUUUUAAAACGAAGACUUUGGAGCUAGAAUAGCGGAUUUGAGGCAUUCGGGAUCGAUAAUAAUCGUUGUUUUUUUUAAAUUGAGAUAUUCGGAUUAUAUAAAUCAACUAGUAUUUACAUUAUUUUUUAAGAAUAUUCAAAUAUAACGUUGAACAUUUUCACACGAAUACGCUGGAGAAUAAACACACUUAUUUACGAGAAGAAUGUAAACCUUAGACUUUUUCUACGACCGUGAAAAAAAAAACAACUUUUCGUUUCUCAUCUUCAAUGUCAAUUUCAAAGAAAACCGGGAUUGACGUGUUUUUCGUCUACUUUAUAGAUUAUUUGAUACCUGAGUAAGGCACUAUUUUAGUCAUUUACCAGUGUAACUAGUUAAUUAUAUUGCUACGAAGAAGAAAAAUUGAUAUAACUGAAACUAGAUGCAUAGUUAAAUAAAAUACCGGUUUUGUAAUAAA
This is a messenger RNA of Venturia canescens, 2837 nucleotides long. Its product is annotated as shootin-1-like. The transcript has 2 exons. Bases 533 to 1804 code for a protein of 423 amino acids. The record is from RefSeq and is a predicted model, not a curated record. Gene Ontology annotation, cellular component: cytoplasm; nucleus. Lineage: Eukaryota; Metazoa; Arthropoda; Insecta; Hymenoptera; Ichneumonidae.